AUAUUCAACUUACAAUCUACAAACUAAAUAUUGCAAUCCUAUUGAAACUUGAAAGAGAUGGAAAGUGAAAUGGAGAUAGAUAGUAAAGCAGUGAAAGUAAUAACUCUUACAAUAGAGUAUAUCAAAAUAGCUUGGUCUCAAUCCAUAGAAGCCCAUACAUCCAAUCAACUUUAUCUUGUUGAUUCCAAGAAACAUGGAGCUAGUUCAUCAUCAAAGGAGGUUAUGAUCAUUACUUUUAAAGGACCUCUUAGGUGGCACAAUGAUGAUCUUUUUGGAGUAACAGAUGUUGAUGCUGUUCUGUUACCGUCUCUCCUGCGUAUCGGAGAAGGUCUGCUUGCAAAAGUAAACUCAGCAUUUCUUGAUGCUUUUAAGAAUCUUUUGAAAAGCACUGGAUUCAAAUUGGAGGUGGAAAAAGCAGUAAAGAAAGGUAAAAAGAUCUUAUUUGCAGGACAUGCAUCAGGAGGUGCUAUAGCAAGUCUUGCCACCCUAUGGGUGCUCGAAGAAUAUGCAAGAAAACAAAAAGUUACCAAUGCUAUCGGCUGUGUAACUUUCGGGUCUCCUCUCAUUGGUGACGGAACCGUCACCCAUGCAGUCCAGCGAGAGAAAUGGGGAGGUCAUUUUACCCAUUUUGUCAUGGAACACGACAUUGUUCCUCGUAUCAUGCUAGCUCCUAAGACAUCCAUUCAAAAACAUCUACCUACUAUUCUCGACUUCCUCGAAAAAAAAGUCGAUCCCACCAGUCAAAAAUCCAGCAAAAAGGCAAAGCUUUUCAGCAUAAAGACUCAUGAAAAAACCGUUCAUCAGGAUCACUUGAUAAAACCUGACGAAGCUGUUGACUUCUUUGAAAAUGUGAUGAUCAAUGCAUUAACAGUUGCAAGCCAUGAUGCAUUUGAUCUUAUGGAACCUACAAGUACCCUAAAGGAGAAGUUAUCGGCUGACUUUGUAAAAGUCAGCCCUUACCGACCCUUUGGUCAUUUUGUUUUCUGCACUCGAGACGAAACUCAAGGUUCGGGUACAUCCCGACAACUGCUCGUUGUAGAAAACCCAAAUGCUAUUCUACAGUUAUUGUUCUAUUUCUUGCAGUUACCCAAUGAAAAUCAAGAUCUAGCUGACUUUGCUCUCAACAGUUUAGAUGAAAAUUUCGGUUAUGAAGAAGAACUGAACAAGGGCGGAUUGCAGUUAGAUAAUAUGGUUAAUCUGAAAGACCUUAAUCAACACCUGAUGACGUCUAAUGGUACUACAAGUGAUGUGAUUCGUGCAAGUAACAGAGCUCUAUCUGAACAGGCUGCAAGUGCAAAAUGGUGUCUAAUGGCUGUUGAAGAGGCGGAGAAGAGGAAGAAAGAAAAUGAGCUGGUGAUCAAAAAGUCGAUGAAAAAAUAUGGCAAUUCUAACCAAAAGAUCAUUGAAGUUAUCUUGGAUGAUAUUCGCACCUACAAAAAAAAGCAUGCCGAUGGUACAUUUGAUUACUAUGAAGCCUUUAAGAAUCAAAACGAGCAAGAUGACUUUGUGGCUAACGUUAACCGGUUGGAGCUGGCCAAAAUAUGGGAUGUAACUGUUGAGAUGGUAUUGCGUAGGGAUCUUCCUGAUGAAUUUGAGGUUUGGGGGGAAUUGGUAAACUUGGGGACGCAAUUUAGACGGCUUGUGGAGCCUUUGGAUAUUGGAAAUUAUUAUCGACACUCAAAGGGAGACGGUUAUAUGGAUGUUCGACCAAAGAGGUACAAGUUUACGCAGAGGUGGUAUGAGCAUGCAAAUGUCUCAGGGUUCGAGAAGAUUUCAGAGAGCAAUUUUGUAGCAGCGGUCGAGGAACUCACGAAGAAGGCUGAGGAACUCAAAAAUACGACACUAGAAAAGGUUAAGGAGGAAUUGGAGAACAUAAAAAGUACAGUUGGGAAGUGGAAAAAUGAAAUACAUGAAGAAAAUGAAGAUGUGUAUUGGGGAGAUUCGAUUGUGUCAAAAUUGCAGGAAAAACUUCUAUAAGAUAGCUAGGUGAGAUGGAAUCUAAGGCAUAAACUUAACACGUGUUCAUUAUAGCAACGUGAGUCAUGAAAGCUGCUUCUGUUUUCGAGAGUUGAUGCUGUAAUUUAGCAUAUAUGAAAGCUGUGUGAAAUAGACUGUCAGAUUACAAAAAGGGCAGGGUUACAUUUAGCAUCUAUUUUGGACAUUCUUUCUACUAAACUUCCAUGUAAGGAGUCAAGCUAUUGUAAUAUGUUUAAUUUA
Molecule: messenger RNA, 2217 nt
Organism: Erigeron canadensis
Lineage: Eukaryota; Viridiplantae; Streptophyta; Magnoliopsida; Asterales; Asteraceae
Product: protein EDS1-like
Exons: 3
Coding region: 58-1977 (639 amino acids)
Biological process (GO): lipid metabolic process; defense response
Source: RefSeq, a predicted model, not a curated record